AUGAGUUCAUCAGACUACUCUUACGAUGACCAGGUGAGCCCAAUUCUUCCCCUUCUUCAUCCUGACGCUCACGGGCCUGGUCACGAUACCCCUGACGUACAACGUCCUGCAAGCCAGCAAGAGCGACGAGAACAUCGCGCCCCGCAUCCACACCGACUACAACGUCAAGCAUGGCGACGUGGUCGCCGACCUGCGCGCGGCGCAGAAGCGGAAGCAGCGCAAGGUCAAGCGCACCCUUGUCGCCCUCGCCGGCUGGGGCCUCAUGGGCUUCAUGGCCUACCUGAUCAUGACGACAGAUCCGCCACCGAGAAGCAAAUCAAGUCGCACUACAAGCGCCUCUCCGUCAAGUUCCACCCCGACAAGGUCCGCCCCGACGCCUCCAAGAACGAGACGGUCGAGUCCCUCAACGACCACUACGUCGAGCUCACAAAGGCAUACCAAGCUCUCACCGACGAGGAGGUGCGCAACAACUACAUCCAGUACGGCCACCCCGACGGCAAGCAGAGCUUCAGCAUCGGUAUUGCCCUGCCCAAGUUCAUCAUCUCCGACGGCAACGGCAAGUACCUUGUCCUACUCUACACUGGCCUCCUCGGCGUCCUGCUGCCCUACCUGGUCGGGUCCUGGUGGUAUGGCACCAAGAAGAGGUCCAAGGAGGGCGUCCUGAUGGAGAGCGCAAACAACUUGUUCCGCCAGUACGACGAGUCCAUGGAUGAGGCCGGCAUCAUCACCGCUCUGAGCGCCGGCAAGGAGUUCGAGACCGUGCUCAAGGGUGACCAGGCCGACCAUGGCCUGUCCAAGAUUGAGUCGCGCAUCACGGCCGACGGCGAGGCGUCCCUGUUCGCUGCUGGGUUCUCCGUCAAGGACAAGGAGAAGCUUGAAGACCUCGAUAGUGGCGUGCGUCGGAAAGCUCUCGCCUUGCUCUGGGCCUACCUUGGACGUGUCGAGCUCGAUGACCCUGCCUUGACCAAGGCCAAGUACGACAUCGCCCCCAUCGCCCGCAUGCUCAACCAGUCUUUUGCCACCAUCGCCCUCGCCUACGGCAACAUUGGCCCCAUCGCCGGGUCCUUUUACGCCAACCAGCACAUCAUCCAGGCCAUCUCCCCGAAAUCCUCGCCCCUACUUCAACUCCCGUACUUUACGCCCAAGAUCGCCAUGGCCGUCGAGGGCGACUCCAAGACCCACUUGACCGUGCAGCAAUUCAUGGACCUGCCCGAUGCUCAGCGGAGAAAACUUGCUGUCGGCAAGGGUCUGUUGACGGACAACGAGUAUAAGACAGCCGUCAGCGUUGGAAAGCAGCUCCCCUACCUGCGCGUCGCCAAGGCCUUCUUCAAGGUCACGGGCGAGCGCGUCAUCAUCCCCUCUGCCCUCGUCACCCUGGUCAUCAAGGGCCGCUUCGUCCCCCCCGGCACCGAGAAGGUUCCGGCCGUCAACGAGCUGGACCUUGAGGAUAUCGACGCCGCCGAGGAUGACCUGGAUGCCCUCAUGGGCCGCAAGAGCAAGACCAUCAAGGGCCCCGAUGGCAAGCCCAUCUCCGUCGAGGAGCAGUCCAUCCUGCCGCCGCUGACGUUCGCCCCACACUUCGCCCGCGAGCAGACGCCCAAGUGGUACGCUUUCCUGAGCGACUCGAAGCAGGGCAAGAUGGCCGUGCCGCCAUUCACCUUUGAUCGCUUCGACCAGCCCAUCUUUGACGAGCAGGGCAAGCCGACGUUCAACAUGCAGACGCUCAAGGCUCAGUUCGCUGCACCGCCGCAGCCGGGCCACUACACGUUUGUCAUGCACGUCGUCUGCGACUCGUACGUCGGUUUCGACACCAAGAUGGAGGUGACGCUGGUGGUGGAGGAUGCUGCAAAGGCGGCGGAGAUGGAGUGGGAGGACGAGAUUAGUGAACCCGAAGAGGGUAAGCCACCCCUUUACCCUUCUCCCAAGGAUAAUGUUCAAAUGCUGACUUUUGCAGACUCAGUCGCCGGACAGAUGCACGCGCUCAGGACGGGCGAGGCGCCUCAGCCCAGGCGGCGGAAGGACCAAGAGGAGGAGUCGGACGACGAGAGCGGCACAGAGGAGGAGGAGGACGACACGAGCGACACCAACACGGACACGGAGGACGAGUCAUAG
Messenger RNA from Purpureocillium lilacinum, 2112 nucleotides. The record is from RefSeq and is a predicted model, not a curated record. NCBI's taxonomy places the organism in Eukaryota, Fungi, Ascomycota, Sordariomycetes, Hypocreales, Ophiocordycipitaceae.